AUGCCUAAGACUCAACCUUCCAUCCGCAGUGGCAGCCGUCGCCGAAGUCGUGUAGCACCAUAUCCACCCCGCGUAGAGAGCCGGUCCAAAAAAGCGACGGCUUCCAGCCCCUUGGAAUCAGUUGGAGAGGAUGUGUUUCUCAAUCCUAGCGAAUCCGGAGACUCCGAUGCGAAGAUGGCUGCGAGCGCCAAGAAAGUCAAUCCUGCCGACUCAGGAAAGGCCUUUGGCUCCCGGGAGUUGGAUGGCGGUGAUAUGCAGGUGGACGCUUGCGAUGCGGUGGAAAUCGACCGGAAGUUUGAGAAGUCGGAGACGCUUAUCAAAAUUAACGAUCUCUCGAGCUUCUUCCAGCUCCCGCGCGAGAUCCGUGAUCAAAUCUACGGAUGUGUGGCGGAUGCGACAAACGAUGGCACCCAGUAUGUAUACCUUCAGGAUGGCAACCAGAUUCGCCUUCCGACCGUUCCUGCUCUACUUCAGGUUUCUCGACGCAUGCGAUCGGAAUACUUCCCGGUCUAUGUUGCCAAAACUGAGUUUGUGCUGGGUCUGGCUUCUGAAGCCAGCCUCAAGGUUGUCGACAGAUGGCUGGAUUUCAUCGCACCCGAAGCCACGGAACUGAAUCAGAUGAGCCUGAUUCUGCGAAACCCUGCCUGGUGCCGCGGCGCUCUGUGGCCCAAUGCAGACGUAGAUGAUCAUGACGAGGCCUGCUACACCGGCUUCGUAGAAUAUUGGGUCGACUUCAAGAAGUCUAUUGCCGAUGGCAAUUUGAUCCAGGCGGUAGGAGAUCAACUCUUCUACCAUAACCAGACUUCGCAGGUCGUCCGAAAUAAACUUCAGCUGUUCCAGCAGAUGGCUGAGCAGCUUCGUGUCCAGCGAGCUGCGGAGACAUUGACGGUGGCCGAUGUGCGUAGUCUCAUCGAUGCGCUACUUGGAAUGCAUGGAAGGUUCCUCGUUCAGGAGGCCCACAUCAAUCGCCAGAAUUUUGGACCAUGGUAG
This is a messenger RNA of Mytilinidion resinicola, 990 nucleotides long. RefSeq lists its product as uncharacterized. NCBI's taxonomy places the organism in Eukaryota, Fungi, Ascomycota, Dothideomycetes, Mytilinidiales, Mytilinidiaceae. The record is from RefSeq and is a predicted model, not a curated record. Bases 1 to 990 code for a protein of 329 amino acids. The transcript has a single exon.